This is a messenger RNA of Amborella trichopoda, 4237 nucleotides long. RefSeq lists its product as uncharacterized. NCBI's taxonomy places the organism in Eukaryota, Viridiplantae, Streptophyta, Magnoliopsida, Amborellales, Amborellaceae. The record is from RefSeq and is a predicted model, not a curated record.
GACCUUUUUUAUGUUGAAAGUUUCUAUUUCAAUUUUGGAGAACUCCUGAACUAAGUACUGUAUUUCGAUAAAAAUUAUGGGCGAGCUUAAGAAAGUAUGAGGUAAGUACUUAGCAGUGUUUUUAAAACCAGCGAGCAAGCUUCGGACCAGUGGGUGGGCGGUCCGGGUCUAAUGCCUUGUCAAGUACAGAGAAUUAGUACCCUACAAGGAGAGAGGAUUCCACAUGGAGGUGAACUCUAGGGGUAGGGGGGUGAUAGGGGAUGGAGGCCUUGAGAUGGGAGGUCUUGUUUUCCAGAAAGUAGUUACGACUUUUGAUCUUGCUGGAGGCCUGCUUUUGGGCGUAGACUUUCCUGUGGUAGGUUCUUUUUCUCCUCUGGCUAAUGACACUUCUGGUUUGGGGGAGUGGGCCAAAUGGGGAUGGGGAUUACCCUACGUCCCUGAAGUUAAGAUUGUGGGGAGAAUAGGGUAGUGUUUUUUCUUAGGGAUAAGGAGGCUGCUAACGGGGCGCUUGUCAAUCAUUUUUGUCGAGUUAGAGGUAAACUCUUAUCUUUGGAUAGGUUGAAACCUUCUCAUUCUUCUUUUCUGAGCAAGGAGAGCAAGUGGAUCAGAUUGUGGGGUGUCCCCUUGGAUGCUUGGAAUCUAGAGGUUAUUCGCAAUUUGUUGAGCAUUUGUGGUGAGUUUUGUGAUAUUGAUAAGGAAUCCUUUCUUUAAUGAUUCAGACUUGAGAUUUGUUAAGAGUUCGAAUUUGGAAGCUGGUUGGGUCUAGUGUUCCGAAGUAAGCGAGAUUGCAGGUGGGUCAAGAAAACUUUGCUAUUCAAGUGUCCAGUGAGGAAGGGGAGAGGCUUGUACCAUACUCCAGCCGGAGGUACGAAAGAGGAGGAGGAGUGGUCUAUGGUAUCUCAUUCUUGGCCUAAUCAGCGGUGGUGGUGGACAAAGGUUCGGGUCCGGUGGUGGCUACUCGGAAACAGUCUAGGGGAUGUGGCAAUCGGAGAAGGAAUAGGCAGUUACGUCGUAACGGAAGCAAAGUUUUAAAAUUCAAAAAGUGGGUUGUUAUUGGGAGGUUUCCUACUUAGACGCAAGGAUUUUCGGUGAAUACUAUGUUGAAAAUCUCAAAAGAUCUGGCUGUGGGCCCAUCAUCUUUCGGUACUCCUGACGGUGCACUUGCAUGGCCUUAUCCUCUUAAUCGUAAGAUCUCUGCUGUGGCGGCGGAUCUGUGUCAGGUGUACCUUCCCUACCUUUGGUUGUGCGCGCAGCAUUGGGAGUUGUGGAAGCCGCUCCACCUUUACCCCCCAAAGGAAAGAUUUCCUACCCUGUCUAGGAAAUCUCGUGCAGAGGACCCAUUGUUGGAUAUUUCUAGGCCUUCCUUCUCUGAUAAAUCGAGCGAUGUAUCCAUUGCCGUACCGUAAAGCAGCAAGGAGGAGCAUUUCUCAACAGAGACCAUCCUUUGAUCCCCUUAAUGUUGAUCCUCUCGCUAUUGUGGCUCUGGAUGAAGUAGAGUUAGACCCAAUAGAUGAUGUUGAUGAAGUGAUACUGGAGGUUGGUGAAAUAGAGGAACAGGUUAUGGAGGAGUUUGAGGAGGAUCCUGAGUUGAUUGAUGAUGGUGAUGCUGAAGAAGCUGUUGAAGAUGAGCCCAUACCGGAUGAUAGCUCGAUGGACUUUGACCCUGCGAUGGCAUUCGUGGAGGUGGUUUCUUCACCAUUACUCUCUGUGGUCCAUCAGGACAGUGCUCCUGCAAUGCUUUUUACCUCAUUAGAAGUGACCCAAGAUGCAUCUGGAAGGCCUACUUCUGAUGUUGAGGGUGCGAACUAGGAUUCUGUAGAGGGUAAUGUUGCUAACAUGGCUGAUGGCAUGGGCAUGGACUGUGAUGUCCCAAUCGGGGUUGUCUUUUUAGGAGAUUAUUGAUCAGAAGAGGGAGGCUAAGAAAAUGGUUUCGAAGGAUCAUAGCAAGCAGCCGGUCAAGUCUGAUGAUAAAACCCCAAUUAAACCGGAUGGUAAAGCAUCCAAGGGGAAUCUUAGCCCACUAGAUCAUUGCCUAGGCUUCUGGCUAGGGAAUUAUUCUUGGAGGUACAGCAUCUGUAGCAGUGGCUAUUCUUGAAGCUACUGUUGUGUAGGUGACCAGUGGAUCUUCGUCAAGUUCACACUCUUCGUCUAUGGAUGAAGCACUAGAGGAAGCGAUGGAGGAGACUAUUCUACUUAAAGAGGUGUAUUUUGGCACUCACUAGCAGGGAUGGUCCAGGUUCUUUGUCUUACUUUUUAAUGUCUAUUAUUUCAUAGAAUGUAAAGGGUUUGGGCGACCCCAAGCGAAAAAAGAUGUCCUUUUUUUUGGUUGGCAAGUAUAAGCCAACAAUGCUUAUUUUGCAGGAGACUAAACUUCCCAGACCUAGUAUUUCUGGUGCUCGGGAAGUUUGGGACUUUGGUUCAAUUGAUUUUGUGGGGUUUGACUCUGCGGCGGCCUCGGGUGGCCUAUGGAUUUUGUGGGACUCAACAGUCUUGCAGUCUUUUGAGGUUGUGGUUAAGGAUUUCUUUUUGGUGUUGGGCUUUUUGGGACCCUCUCCGGGUUUUCAAUGGGGUUUAAUGAAUGUGUAUGGGCCUCAUCCUAUUUCUCUUAAGGAAGGCUUUGUUAGUGACAUGGAUGCUGUUUUGUGUAACUUUAAUUAUCCUAUUUUCCUAGGAGGGAUUUCAAUUUUAUUCGCUGGCUAGAUGAGGCGAGCUCAGGGGGACCAAUUAAGUCGGCCAUGAGACUUUUCAAUAGGUUUAUUGAGCCUCAUGCUUUAAUCGACCUUCCUAUCUCAGGGGCUGUUUAUACGUGGUCUAAUGGGAGCAUCUCUAAUCUAUUCAUGUCAAAGUUAGAUAGAUUUCUUAUUUCAGGGGACUGGUCUGAUGCUUUUCCCCUCGCCUCUGUCAAAGCGUUACCUUGGCUGUCCUCAGAUCUUACCUCCAUUAUGCUGAGUUUUAGAGCUGUUUCUUAGGGACCUAAGCUUUUUAGGUUUGAGAUUGGUUGGUUACAUGAAAAAGAAGUAACUGAUAUCAUUAGAAAUACAUGGAAAAACACCAUCUCAGUUGGGUCCCUUGAUUUCCAAUUACAUAAAAAGCGCCUAAGUAUAAAGCAUAGGCUUAUACAGUGGAAGACAGAUAAGAGAUAUAGCAUCAGAGGUAAGAUGGAGGAGGUUAGUGCGGAAAUCGAGUUGAUUGAUUCCAAUAUCCAAAAUGAAGGUGAUAUAGCAUCAGAGGUAAGAUGGAGGAGGUUAGUGCGGAAAUCGAGUUAAUUGAUUCCAAUAUCCAAAAUGAAGGUGUGCUCUCAGAGCAAGUUGCUUUGCAUAGACUUGAUAAACUUAAAAUACUACAGGAUCUAAGAAGGGUGGAAGAAGUACAUUGGAAGGAAAGAUCGAGAAAUAGAUGGCUUAAAUAAGGAGAUCUUAAUACUAAAUUUUUCCACGCUAUUGCAAGUGCUCGUAAUAGGCAGAAUGACUUAUCAGGGAUGUUAAUUCCUAGUGUCGAGCCAGAUGAUAAUAAUGGAACGGUAGAUUAUGUUAUUAGCCAUUUCAAGAGAGCUUUAACGUCUGAGGUGAAAUUCACACCUCGCUUAGGUCGUGUUCCAUUCAAAUCCUUGUCGGUGGAAGAAGCAUCUCGAUUGGAAGUUGGUGUUUCCAUGGACAUAGCUAUGUUCUCUUUGCCAGGAGAUAAGGCCCCUGGCCCUGAUGGUUUUCCAGUUAUUUUGUUCCAUAAAUUUUGGGGGUUGAUUUCUAUUGAGUUGUUGGAGAUGGUAAGAGGAUUCUUUAACAUAAGUGAAAUUUUUAAGGGGGUUAACGCUACUUUCAUUGCGCUAAUUCCUAAGAAAUCGGUGAUUGCUAGUUUGGGGGAUAUUAAACCUAUUAGUCUUUUGACUAGUUUGUACAAGAUAGUGGCUAAGAUUCUUGCACAGAGAUUAAAACUUGUCCUUUCUUUGGUUUUCUCUGGACCUCAAUCAGCCUUCAUCAAAGAUCGGAUUAUCACAAAUAGUGUAUUGAUUGCACAUGAAUGUGUUCAUUCAAGGGUGUUAAGUGGUAAUCCAGGCCUACGAUAGAGUGGAGUGCCGGAUCUUGAAGAAUAUGAGUUUUGGUGAUAAGUGGAGAAGCUGGAUAUAUGGGUGCUUAUCUUCGGCUCAUUCACAAUCCUUUAUAAAAGCAGUCUGUGUGGUUUCUUUAGUACCUCACCGGGAUUGAGACAAGGUGAUCCCCUAUCACCAUUUUUGUUUACU